Molecule: messenger RNA, 255 nt
Organism: Parnassius mnemosyne (clouded apollo)
Lineage: Eukaryota; Metazoa; Arthropoda; Insecta; Lepidoptera; Papilionidae
Source: the annotation of a GenBank genome assembly
AUGCCGAGCAGAACAUAUAUAACGGCAGAGGAGAAGAUGAUGCCAGGCCACAAACCUAUGAAGGACAGAUUGACUCUAGCACUGUGCGGCAAUGCGAGUGGUGACUGCAAGAUCAAGCCUCUGCUCGUAAACCAUUCGAAAAAUCCCAGAGCAUUCAAGUCACAUAAGAUUUUGAAAGAAAAACUGCAAGUUAUCUGGAGGUCGAACCUCGAAGGCAUGGGUCACCAGGAAAGCAGUUCUUUGUGGAGUUGGUAA